CAAAGAGAAGAGUGGAGUUCCCCUGUAACUCUUUGUCUGUUUGGUUCUCUCCAUCCAUCCUUGCAUCUCUUUCAUUUCCUCAAGGAUAUCCUGUGUUUCCCCGAAAGCAGAUAUGAGUUUCUACAGGCACUCAGGCCCCCGCAGCUAUCUGAGCUCCACCAUGACCGAGCGUUUCGACUGCUUCUACUGCAGAGACAACCUGCAGGGCAAGAAGUACGCCAAGAAAGAUGACAAGCCUGUGUGCGUGCGCUGCUUCGACAAGCUCUGCGCCAACACUUGCGCUGAGUGUCGCAAGCCUAUAGGUGCUGAUGCAAAGGAGCUGACCCAUAAGAACCGCCACUGGCACGAGGGCUGCUUCCGCUGUGCCAAGUGCUACAAGCCGCUGGCCAAUGAGUCUUUCGCUGCCAAGGAUGACGGCAAGAUCAUGUGUGGGAAGUGUGGAGACCGUGACGGAUCGUCUCGCUGCCAGGGCUGCUACAAAGUGAUUACGCCAGGAUCUAAGAAUGUGGAGUACAAGCAUAAAGUCUGGCAUGAAGAGUGUUUCAUCUGCUUUGAGUGCAAGCAGCCAAUCCGCAGCCAGAGCUUCCUGACCAAGGGUGACGAUAUGUACUGCACUGCCUGCCAUGAGAAGAAGUUUGCCAAGCACUGUGCCCGCUGCAAAGAGGCCAUUAGCAGUGGUGGAAUCACCUAUCAGGACCAGCCCUGGCACUCCGAGUGCUUUGUGUGUAACACAUGCAAGAAACCUCUGGCUGGAGCUCGUUUCACGGCCCAUGAAGAUCAGUUCUACUGUGUGAACUGCUAUAAGGCUGAUGUGGCCAAGAAGUGCUCUGGAUGUCAAAAUCCCAUUACAGGCUUUGGCAGAGGGACCAACGUGGUGAACUACGAGGACAAAACCUGGCAUGAAUACUGCUUUAAUUGCAAAAAAUGCUCCCUCUCCAUGGCCCACAAGCGCUUUGUCAUCAACGGAAAUGACAUCUACUGCUCUGACUGUGCCAAAAAGCUGUGAGGGCCUGAUACGGCUGAUUAAUGAGCAAUUAACAUAGAAAUGAUGAAAUAGUUAGCGAAGCUUUGAGUGCUCAAGUAAAGAGAAACCAGUGAGGGAGUUUGCAUUGAUAAAUCAUUGGAAGAUUUGAGUUCUUGGAACAGAUGAGUGCUAUAUGAAGGGCUUUUCUUAUGCAAAACAUGUUACUGCAAUCAUAAAUGCAAUCGCUGGAUUUACAAACCUAACCAUGCAUUUUAAGCUUCAGCUGUUGCAAAGCUAUGGUGAAACUGUGUGAUGUUACAAUAGGAAUACAACAUGCAUUGCAAAAUGCAUUAUUUCAGUAAACUCAUUUUGCUUCAUGAAAACAAAAAUGGCUUGUUUGAUUAGUUUCUAGAUAAUUCCUUUAAAAUGUUGCAAUUAUGCAUGUCGUUGUGUUAAAAAAGACAAAAAGCCCCCCAAAAAAUUAAUAAACGGAUUCAAACCAUUGUGCAUGAAACAAUAAAUGACUCCAAACAUUU
Molecule: messenger RNA, 1500 nt
Organism: Sinocyclocheilus rhinocerous
Lineage: Eukaryota; Metazoa; Chordata; Actinopteri; Cypriniformes; Cyprinidae
Product: four and a half LIM domains protein 1-like
Exons: 6
Coding region: 113-1006 (297 amino acids)
Biological process (GO): muscle organ development
Molecular function (GO): transmembrane transporter binding
Source: RefSeq, a predicted model, not a curated record